AUGUCGGUUUCGCAGGCGGCUCAGGGGCCGGGCUUAUGGGGCGCCGCAGCGGGUCGAGAGCCGGCGGCGGGCGGCUUCGGGGACGUCCCGGGAGAGGAGGGGAGCCCAGCGGCCGCCUCAGAGAAUGAAGAUCUAGAAGACACCAAGGUCAUCUCUCCAGUGGCUUCUGCCUCUGAUCCAGAACCCCAUUCCUCAUCCUACAGGCCGCAGAUGGUACCUCCACUGAGCGAGGAUGCCGCAGAAGAUCUCCGGAAAGCAGCCAGUGCCUUGGAGGCUCAGGCCUUGGUGGAACAGAAAUUGAGGCCUGCAGACCAGGGCGAGGUCCUCAACAAGAUGGCCAAGUAUCAAGCUCCACAGAGGUCUGGGGACAUUGUUAUGAUCCAGUCUGAGCACACGGGAGCUGUAGAUAUUCUUUCAGCUGACUUGGAAUCUGCAGAUCUUCUGGGGGACCACAGGAAAGUCUCCCCACCGCUGAUGGCUCCUCCCUGCAUCUGGACCUUUGCCAAGAUGAAGGAAUUCAAAAGCAAGCUGGGCAAGGAGAAGAACAGCUGCCUGGUGGUGAAGCGGGGUGAGGUGGUGACCAUCCGGGUUCCUACCCAUCCAGAGGGGAAGCGUGUCUGCUGGGAGUUUGCCACCGAUGACUAUGAUAUUGGCUUUGGAGUUUAUUUUGACUGGACCCCUGUCACCAGCACUGACAUAACCGUGCAGGUCAGCGAUUCGAGUGAGGAUGAGGAUGAAGACGAGGAAGACGAGGAGGGGCUUGAAGAUCCUGUCCCAGCUGGCGAUGUGGAGAGAGGCUCCAGGAGCUCCCUGCGGGGUCGCUAUGGGGAGGUCAUGCCUGUGUACCGGCGGGACAGCCACCGAGAUGUGCAGGCUGGCAGCCACGACUACCCCGGGGAGGGCAUCUACCUGCUCAAGUUUGACAACUCCUACUCCCUGCUUCGCAACAAGACUCUCUACUUCCACGUCUACUACACUAGCUGA
Molecule: messenger RNA, 984 nt
Organism: Pipistrellus nathusii (Nathusius's pipistrelle)
Lineage: Eukaryota; Metazoa; Chordata; Mammalia; Chiroptera; Vespertilionidae
Source: the annotation of a GenBank genome assembly